GUCAGGACAGAGCAUUGAAUGGGAUCCAGCAGUGAAAGAGUUAAUGUGGUGGGUGUUUGCACAUCUGUCAGAUUUUAGGCUUGUGAGGUGUGGAAGCAGGAAAGCCUAGUGUUUGGGAAUAAAAUCGAUGAGACUUAGCUGUGGGCUGGGAGUGGAAGCAAGCAGAGAGAGACAGAGAGACAGUAUCACAAUAGGGCAGCAGAGGCUGGAGGAGACGUCCGAGAGCUGAGCUGCAGUCCAGCCCUGGGUUGUUCAACCUCACAGCCAGGAGAGCAAGCUCACAAAACUCAGCGGUCUCUUAAAAGGGGGAGGAUCAGCCCUGAUUGACAUCUCAUUUGCACAUGAAGACCUGUGCUUAACACAAGUCCUAAUGAAGGAGCAAGCUCACUUUUGAAGGAUAGACCAAAGCAAGCUGAUCUGUGCUCUGUCUCAAACAGAUUUUUCAGUUUUUUUGCUUUCCACACUAUCUCCAUAGCUUUACUGGUUGGAUAUUUGGAUUUUAAAUAAACGAACCACGAAAGCAUAGAACGACUUGGUGAAUUGUGUCAGUGACUCCAGAAGAAUCAUCUGAAGUGAUAGAGGACACAGUGGAGAAAGCUAUUGGGCUCUUUUCAGGAACGCGGCAAACAAGCAAUUAAUUGGGUUGUACGAGGUUGCUAAUCAGAGAAAGGCGAGAAGACAAAAGCCAGUGGUGAUCUAAGGCAAGUACCAUCUUUGUACUGAUACAGGUAGUCAUUUAGUCGGACAUUCAGCAGUGGUUCUCUCGCAGUCCAUUUAGAGUAAAGAUUAAUGACCACGAUUAGAUAAAGAGGAGGAUGCGAUAGCCUGAAGACAUGAAUGUCCACUUGGGUUUGCAGAACAACGGAGACAUGUCUAGCUCAGACCACGAGCUAAUGCACAGCCAAGGUAGGACUUUACAUCCACCUGUCCCUCGAUCCUCCUUGGUGUCCAGCAUGACCUCAGUAUUGGAUGGAGGGGAUUAUCACCGUUCAGACCACCACCUGGCUACCUCUAUGCACCCUGGCAUUGGAUUUGGGGGUGACUCUCCACCGGCAUCAGCCAACAGUUACACAACACUGACUCCUCUACAACCUCUACAUGAUAAGUUCCAUCAUCACCAGCAUCACCAAUGUGUCCCAGUUGGCAAUGUUAUUGGAAGCUUUACUCUUAUGAGAGAGGACAGAGGUUUGGGGCCACCAAGUAACUUUUACAGUCACUAUCCCAAAGACAUAAGCAUGGGGCAAAGUAUUUCUUCUUUGCCAAGUCCUAAUCUCACCACCAUGCACAGUUAUGGUCAUCCUUCUGGACACUUAACUAAUGAAAAGAUGGUCUCUGGGAACGGUUUUGAGGCCCACCACAGUAUGUUUAGCAGAAUUGACCAGCACUUUUCAAGGGAGUUGUCCCCACCUCCAUCUUCAGGAGUGGGGUCACCUAACUCCAUGCACCAACACCAUUAUGUACACCACAGGCCUGAAAUAAACUGCAGGCAGAAUCCUCCCAUGCAGACGCAAAACACAGCAAUCUCCAACCAACUGGAAGAAAUUAAUACCAAAGAUGUUGCCCAAAGAAUUAUAGCAGAACUGAAACGAUACAGCAUACCCCAGGUUAUCUUUGCCGAGAGAGUCUUGUGCCGAUCACAAGGAACUCUCUCAGACCUUCUAAGGAAUCCCAAACCUUGGAGCAAGCUAAAGUCUGGGAGAGAAACCUUUAAGAGGAUGUUUCGAUGGCUUCAAGAACCAGAGUUCCAGAGAAUGGCAUCUUUAAGGUUAGAAGCCUGCAAAAGGAAAGAGCAAGAGCAAAGCAAAGCAGAAAGAAAUCACGUUCCUAAAAGGCACCGCCUGGUCUUCACUGACAUCCAGCGACGCACCCUGCAUGCCAUCUUUUUGGAGAAUCAGCGGCCGUCCAAGGAGCUGCAGAUCACUAUUGCCCAGCAGUUAGGACUGGAGCUUUCCACCGUCAGCAACUUCUUCAUGAAUGCCCGCAGAAGAAGCCUGGACAAAUGGAUGGAAGAGGGUCAUGGGCGUCCAUCAUCUUCAGGCUCUUUGGUGUCCAAAACUGGCUCAACCAUCGCUUGCACUAAAGCAUGAGAAAAUUUGCCAAUAUUGCUAAUAACCAAAGAUAGGAGCAGCUUAGCCAUCAUCAUCAUCAUAUGUUUGCCACCAAUUAGGAAUGACUUAAGACAAGGUGACUUGUUAACAUAUGAGUAAAUGGCUGGGGCUCUCCAUCUGCCAUCUUGUACCUCCUUUCAUGGGAUAUUGUGGGUAUUGACCUGUCUGUUCUUGUUCAAUUUGUUUUUCAUAAGUCCAAACAGGACAAACAGGUACAGGUAAUACAGGUGAAAAGUUUCCCUGCCCCUGAAUGCCAUUUUAAUUCUUAGGGUUAUCCAGCUUGGAGUUCUCCCUCCAACAUGAGACAGCAUUUGCAAGGAAACAAUGGCCCAUCAAUUUAUCAGCUGAGAAUAAAGGUCAGGUAUGGCCUUUACUGUCACAAAGAAUCAUGGUUUCUAUCCCUGAGCUUUUUAAACCGUGUGUGCUCAAGGGUUAUUAUAAAGGGUUGUGUAAUACAGGUUUG
Molecule: messenger RNA, 2571 nt
Organism: Xenopus laevis (African clawed frog)
Lineage: Eukaryota; Metazoa; Chordata; Amphibia; Anura; Pipidae
Gene: onecut1.2.S
Product: one cut homeobox 1, gene 2 S homeolog
Exons: 2
Coding region: 834-2087 (417 amino acids)
Biological process (GO): regulation of transcription by RNA polymerase II
Cellular component (GO): nucleus
Molecular function (GO): RNA polymerase II cis-regulatory region sequence-specific DNA binding; DNA binding; DNA-binding transcription factor activity, RNA polymerase II-specific
Source: RefSeq, a predicted model, not a curated record